AUGCCUAAAGGCAGCAAAGCUCUGCAGCACUGCCAGAUUGUCUUCGCCGGUGUGAAUCGCGAUGAGAAGGCUCAAGCUACAAAAUGGCUCACUGGCUUGAGUGGUCGCGUUUCCACCAGCAUCACGAACGGCACUACCCAUGUGGUCUGCACGAAGCCCGCAUUCAAGGGCGGCCACAAGCUCGUCGAAGCGGCGUACCAGGAGAAUGGGAGCCGCAGUGAGAACAAGCAGAUCAAGUUCGUCAGCAUGGCGUGGGUCGACGAUUGCUCCACGCAACGCACGAAGAAGGGAGAAGGCCCUUACUUGUGCGAGAAGUACUGGAAGGACCCUGGCUCGACGGCGAACUCGAUGGCUGGUGCACCGACCAAGGCGCCCAGGACUCACGCCGGACUGCUGAAGGAGACAGUGCUUGAAUCGACCAAUCAGCAUGUCGAUGAGCGUACCCGGCAGGACAUUGAUAAGGAGAUUAGUGCGCUGGAGAAGAGGAAGAGGGCCGAGCAGAAGGCGAUCGAGGAGGAAGAGAAGGAGGAAAGGAUGAAGGAGGCUCAGAUGUUCCAGAAGGAGGCGAAGAAGGCGAGGAACGAGAUCUUCACUGAGAACCACCACAUCUACACCGACUCCACCGGCUUCAAGUACGACGUCAUCAUCACCAAAGUCGACACCCGCAACAACCGCAACGAGCGCAUCGCCCUUACCAUCUACGAAUCCAACGCCGAACCAUACACCUACGCCACCAACAUCCAAUUCGCCGGCACCCACCAGCGCGCCUCCAACAACCUCCUCGCCGCCAUCGGCACGCCCUUCCCAACCGCCUUCCACGUCUUCAAAUCCUACUUCAAAGAGCGCGCCGGCGUCGACUGGGACGACCGCAUCAUCUACGCCAUCGAGCGUGUGAAGCGCGAUCGCAGGGAUCGCGGUCAGGGCACCGGCAGUGAUGCCGGCUCAAGGAAGGGUGUGCCUGUUGCCAGCGAGUUUCUGAGAGCGGAGAAGGAGAAGGAGUGGAAGGAUCGGAAGUUUGAGUAUCAUCCGCCGAGGUUCGGGCCGAGGGGCAGUAUGUCGAAGGAGAAGAUUGCGGAGAUUGAGAGGUUGGUUGGGGCGAAGGGUGGUGGUCGGGAUGACGGCAAGGUCAUGAGGGAGAAAGUGGAUGCUUGGAUGAGUGGUGGAAAUGGGGAUGCCGUGGCAAAUGCGCCAUCGCAGAACAAAUCUCCUGCUGUUGUUGACGGGUACAUUGAUUUGAGCAGUGGCGAGAUCGACCUCACGGCUGCCGAGGGCAUUGGGAUGGAUGGCGAGGCUGCGAACGACGAUCCCGGACACGGCACCGUUGGCAGCGAGCAGCUUGAAGAGAUCGUCGACAAGACCUACCCAUUCGAUGCCGACAUGGACCUCGAGGCUCCGCCGGACCCCAACUUCAACUUUGACGAAUUCUUCGGAGGCCCUGUUGUUUCCAACGAAGACCAGCCUACGAACCCGACGACAGCUGAGGACUUCGAGCACGAUUCCUACCCUGCCGAGCCUGCGGACGUCCAGGAAGAAGCACCAGAGCUCUCGUUCGCCCAAGAUGCAGCCGAAGAAUACCCAGAAUCGUGCCCCGUCCAAGGUGCAGUUGAAAAGGAUCCCGCGACAUCUCACAACGCCACGCAGACCACGUCUUUCGACGUACCGCCUAGCACCGUCCUUGAAUCGUUCCAGCCCGGCACGCAAGAGGUCGGGGAGACGCAGAGGGCCGAGCGUGCUAGGAACGAGUUCGAAGAGGCUAUGGAGAAUGAUCAAUACGCUGGCUUACCAGACGAGGAGUUGGCGGCCGACACUCAUGGCGCCAUCGACGCCGAGGCUGAGGCUGGACAGGAGGAUGAAGAUACGGGCCAAACCCAUGACGCCACCGAGGUUGACGCCGAAGUUGAGGUCGGGCACAACGGUGCAGACGACGACGAAGCUGCCGCUGCUGCCUUAGCACCGAAGGCCUUAAAUUUGGGGUCCUCGAUCCUUGGGAAGGGUCUCAACUUUGGGAAGUCGAUGUUGGGGAAGCGCAAGGAGCAGGAUACCGGUAUGCAGCAGGAGGAAGUCAAGAAGGCCAGACUCGAGGAGGUCGAAUCGGAGGCCAAGGAGGGAGAUGGCGAGGAGACCCACUUGCUUGAUUCACAGCUCAAUGGUGAUGAGGUGGAGGGUGCGUAUGAGGAUGCUUAG
This is a messenger RNA of Saxophila tyrrhenica, 2184 nucleotides long. RefSeq lists its product as uncharacterized. The record is from RefSeq and is a predicted model, not a curated record. Bases 1 to 2184 code for a protein of 727 amino acids. Lineage: Eukaryota; Fungi; Ascomycota; Dothideomycetes; Mycosphaerellales; Extremaceae. The transcript has 3 exons.